AUGGCAACAUUAAUUCGAAGCAAGAUUUCCAAUAAGCUGUCGAAUGCAGCCACCGCUGUGUCCAAUAAAUCGCAGGCGAAGGUGAGUGGCAUGUUCGCCAGAAUGGGCUUUCAGGCCGCUACCGACGAGGAAGCUUUGGGUUUCGCAGCCUGCGAUGACUUGGAUUAUGACCACAGGCAAGGACUGCAGAUGGACAUUCUUAAAAACGAAGAGAUGGGGGGCGACGCCGCUGGAGAAAUGGGUGGAGACGGGACGAUGGAGGGGGACAGCCGCUACCAGCGAGACGGCACGGGUCCCCCGCCCUCAGCUUCGAAAGACGGUGGGGUUUGCGACGAACUGGGCGGUCAAGACAAACCAAAAAUCACAGCUUGGGAAGCAGGCUGGAACGUCACCAAUGCUAUCCAGGGGAUGUUCGUUCUUGGGUUACCGUAUGCCAUUCUUCACGGUGGAUAUCUUGGACUGUUUCUCAUCAUCUUUGCCGCAGUGGUGUGUUGCUAUACGGGAAAAAUCUUAAUUGCUUGCCUGUAUGAAGAAAAUGAAGACGGGGAGCUUGUGAGAGUGAGAGACUCGUAUGUGGACAUUGCUAAUGCUUGCUGCGCGCCAAGAUUUCCCUCACUAGGAGGCCAUAUUGUGAAUGUAGCCCAGAUUAUUGAGCUAGUGAUGACCUGUAUUCUGUACGUCGUGGUGAGUGGCAAUCUCAUGUACAACAGUUUUCCAAACCUACCGGUAUCUCAGAGGUCGUGGGCCAUCAUUGCCACCGCUAUACUUUUGCCCUGCGCCUUCCUCAAGAACCUGAAGGCUGUCUCUAAAUUCAGCUUGCUCUGCACCCUUGCUCACUUCGUCAUCAACGUUCUCGUGAUAGCAUACUGUCUCUCUCGGGCGCGUGACUGGGCGUGGGACAAAGUCAAGUUCUACAUCGACGUCAAGAAGUUCCCCAUUUCCAUUGGCAUCAUUGUUUUCAGCUAUACGUCUCAAAUUUUCCUGCCGUCCCUGGAAGGGAACAUGCAAAAACCCAGCGAAUUUCACUGCAUGAUGAACUGGACUCACAUUGCUGCCUGCAUCCUCAAAGGCCUGUUCGCGUUGGUGGCUUACCUAACCUGGGCAGAUGAAACUAAGGAAGUAAUCACAGACAAUUUACCGCCCAGCAUCAGGGCUGUCGUCAACAUUUUCCUCGUGGCCAAGGCCCUCCUGUCUUAUCCUUUGCCAUUCUUCGCUGCUGUGGAGGUGCUGGAGAAGACUUUUUUCCAAGAUGGGGGACGUGCAAUAUUCCCAGAUUGUUAUGGCGGCGACGGCCGCCUGAAAUCGUGGGGGCUGUCCCUCCGCUGUGGCCUUGUGGUAUUCACCAUGCUUAUGGCCAUCUACGUGCCCCACUUUGCCCUGCUCAUGGGCUUAACGGGCAGCCUCACGGGCGCCGGCUUAUGCUUUCUGCUCCCCAGCCUCUUUCAUCUCAAACUUCUUUGGAGAAAGCUGCUAUGGCACCAGGUGUUUUUUGAUGUCGCUAUAUUUGUGAUUGGGGGUAUAUGCAGUAUUUCCGGCUUCAUUCACUCAAUGGAGGGCCUCAUAGAAGCAUACAAAUACAACAUACAGGAAUAG
Messenger RNA from Chanos chanos (milkfish), 1593 nucleotides. It is a transcript of the gene slc32a1, whose product is annotated as solute carrier family 32 member 1. Lineage: Eukaryota; Metazoa; Chordata; Actinopteri; Gonorynchiformes; Chanidae. The coding region runs from base 1 to 1593 and encodes 530 amino acids. Gene Ontology annotation, biological process: amino acid transmembrane transport. Gene Ontology annotation, cellular component: vacuolar membrane. The transcript has 2 exons. The record is from RefSeq and is a predicted model, not a curated record. Gene Ontology annotation, molecular function: L-amino acid transmembrane transporter activity.